AUGGAUGAACCAGAGAUCUCUGGGAAAAGAAGUAACGAAUCGAGCCUCAGAAUCGAGGAUUUUCCAAGGAGGCCAAAUAAAAAGGCCGAAGAGUCGGAUAUUCCAGUCGAACUUCUGGAAAAUAACCUCACGCGCUUAAGCCUGGUAGACAACGUCUGGGCAUCCGGCGUCUGCCACAGAUGGAUGGCUGUGGCAAAGUCUUUCCGAGUAUCCAACAAGCACCCUUGGAUCAUGUACCACUCCUGGAUGUAUAAAACAAACGAGUUAUACGACCCGCUUGAGCGCAAGUCGCAUUACCUACGGCUGUCCGGGAUAAAGUACAGACUCGUCUGUUACUGCAACGACAGUUGGCUGUUGCUCUACAGCCAUGUACGCCUUUCGCUUACAUUCUACAGCCCGUACACUCAGAAGGCCGUUGAAUUGCCGCAAAUGGAUUUUCCGAGUAAAUUAGCCGCCUUUUCAACCGCGCCGAACACUCCCGGCUGCAUUGUGACUGCACUAAUGCAGCUUCAGCCUCAUGUGAUCGCAAUCAGCACAUAUCACCCCGGGGAUGCCGCAUGGACUGUCAACCAUUUCGAGAACCCGGAACUGUUCAUCAGCAGCAAUCCGAAUCAAUGGACUUUUUGCAACGGGCACUUCUACUGUCUUAGCCAAAGCGGCCAAUUGGCAUGUUACGAUACCGAUAAUAGUGCCUGGUCAGUCGUCCCUGUCGAACGACCCGAGUGCAUAAGGGUGAACCUGCUUGACAUAGGCGAGCGGGCGAUGCACAUGGCAGAGCAUGCCGGGGAUAUUUAUUUGAUAUACGCUUAA
This is a messenger RNA of Andrographis paniculata, 810 nucleotides long. Its product is annotated as F-box protein At3g56470-like. NCBI's taxonomy places the organism in Eukaryota, Viridiplantae, Streptophyta, Magnoliopsida, Lamiales, Acanthaceae. The transcript has 2 exons. Bases 1 to 810 code for a protein of 269 amino acids. Gene Ontology annotation, molecular function: protein binding. The record is from RefSeq and is a predicted model, not a curated record.